Bemisia tabaci is the source of this 2558-nucleotide messenger RNA. RefSeq lists its product as uncharacterized. Lineage: Eukaryota; Metazoa; Arthropoda; Insecta; Hemiptera; Aleyrodidae. The record is from RefSeq and is a predicted model, not a curated record.
AAUCCUAUUUAUGGUCAUGAUGUUCUCGCUCGUGAUAAAUUGCUUCCGGAAGAAUGCCACAAUAGCAACACUUGUUGUGGCGACAGUAACAAUUCAGUUCUGCUUCUAAACGAGUGCAGUGCUACAAUGCAGUACUCAUUCCACUGCUCUAAAGAUUUGGGGAAAUCUCAGAGUGCACCACCAUCAACCGAAACAACAAAGACAAUGGACCUGAUACAACGGUUGAAUUCCGUCGUUUUCCCCGAGGCAGUUGAAACCGGUGGCUUCGGGGAUGAUGUGGAAAAAUUCGUUUCCUUCGAGCCCAAUGACAACAAAGGCACCGAUCAAUUUUGCUCGGAACCCGUGUUUGGCCAAGUCGUAUUGGAGAAGAAAACGGGCGAACGCUUCGUUCAGCCGGUUCUCGUGAAAGCUCAAAGCAGGGCCGAAUUCCCACCGCAAGAAUUCUCGGACUACAUGUUCCACAACGAGGUUCUAUUCUACACGCGGAUCAUGCCUUUGUUCCGGAAAUAUGACAAGUGCAACGUGCUUUCAUCCAGCUUCCCCGAAUUCGUGUGCGGAAAAGGGACGAUUGGCCAGAGGCCCACCGAGAACAUCCUCGUGAUGAAGGAUCUCCGUCAGAAAGGAUUCGAGCCGUGCAGGACCCCGUAUCGUUUGGACGAGGACCACCUGGAGCUCGUCCUGGACAGACUGGGCAAGUUUCACGCCUUAUCACUGGUUUGUAAACUGGAAGAUCGUGCUGGAUACGAGGCAGUGAAUUCCCGUAUCUGUGCCGGCGAGUAUUCAAAGGGAGUCCGCGCAUUUGGUGCCGUUGUCUCCGAGGAGGCUUUCCGCGACUGCAUGUUCCGAGGCAUCGAGCCCCUCCGAAAUGACCCCGACUACAAAGACCGUCUAGCGGAUCUGUGCGCCAACUGCGAGGAACCUUCCAAGUGGCUGGACAAAUACGCCCUCACUUCGAACCCCUUGAGUGAGCCUCUGAGUGUGAUCAACCACGGUGAUUUCCACAUCAACAACAUGAUGUUCAAGUACCAGGACGAUGGGAAACCCUCCGAGGUUGCGUUCUUCGAUCUCGCCGUUAUCAGGAACGCCACGCCGGCUGUCGACCUCAGUGUCAUGUUUCUCUUCGGCGUUGACCCGGAUAUCAUCCGCAAAUGUUGGAGCAAUGUUUUGCAUGUUUAUCACGACGCCUUGUCCAGUCAAAUGGGCGAUCAGCGAGAGAAGCCAUCGUUUGAGACGGUGGAACUGGACCUCCGGAAAAAGGGAAUAUUCGCCUACUACAUUCUUGCAUGUUGCUCGCCCAAGGUAAUGGAUGUCAAAGAGGGGAUCAACCACCCUCCACCACCCGUGUUAGAGGGCUUGGACGAUGAUCAGUUGAAGGCGACGAUUAAGGAGCACAUAAGCGAAUUGCGGAGGAGAGGAGGCACCCAGGCCACUGAGCUUCUUGCCGAAAUCGUCAGGGUCAUGAUCGAUAAAAAGUUCAUUUUUGAGCACUGAUGGGCAGUUCGUCUUCCGAAUGACAAAAGAGCGUAAGACACGUCGAGAUGAGUCCGGAAAAACUUUAAAUUGUAUGGAUGGCAGGGUUCAUUGCUGAUUGUAAUUACACCCCAGAAAGCGUCUGGCCGAAAGUCAGGCGAAACAAACGUAAAAGCUACCUUUUGCAUGCUUUUGUGGCUGAGUUUGAACACAAAACAAAGAAACUUUCAGGUUUGAAAUUGGCAGGGAGGGCAUUUCAUACUGAAAAAAAGAUUGGUAGAAUUUACCAUUUCUUCACGCUGUAUAUGGAAUACAGCGUGAAUUCUAUGUCGAUUCUGCUAAAGGAAUGGUUACCUGUACCGGCAUAUAGUAACGUUUACCUUUUUUCUGGCAGAAUUGACUCUGAAUGGACGCUGUGUGAAAUACAGCGUGAAGGAAUGGCGGAUUCUACCAAUCUUCAAGUCGAUUCUGCCAGAGGAAUGGUAAUCUGUACCAGUCUAUAGUAACGUUUACCUUUCUUCUGACAGAAUUGAAUCUGUGAAAUACAACGUGAAGGAAUGGUACAUUCUACCAAUCUUGUUUUUCACUGUGCUUAAAAGCAUGGCGGACAGACUAAUGGACAUAUUCUGUCAAACGGAGCUAUGUGCAUUAUAACGUGAGCCCUUUUAUGCACAAAUGCUUAUGGGUCUCAGGGCUCGUGUCUUAAUGCACAUAGUUCCGUUUGACAGAAACACGUCCAGAUGAUCUUGAAAGACUUCACAGACAGAGGCAAAUGGGCUUGAUUUGAGAAAUAUUUUUCAAAAACCGUCUGCUGCAGUGUGUUUUGUUUUUUGGGUUAGGAUUAUUUCAGCCGUUGAUGGGAAACGGCAGAGUUUUAAGGACUUAAACCAUAUGGUAAUGAUUCUUAGUAUUACUGAUUUCCUAAGGGAAACGCCGUAUGAGCCUUCGACCUUAGCUGUAAUUUCCGAAAAUACUAAUUUUUUGUAAUACCUGUAAUUAAUUUUUUCCAGUUUUUCACACACACAAAAAAAAAAGUGGAAUAGAAUUUGUAGUUACCUGUAAAUUUGUAAUAAAGAUGUUCAAACUUC